This is a messenger RNA of Schizosaccharomyces japonicus yFS275, 1512 nucleotides long. RefSeq names its product actin-like protein Arp1. Gene Ontology annotation, biological process: nuclear migration; dynein-driven meiotic oscillatory nuclear movement. Lineage: Eukaryota; Fungi; Ascomycota; Schizosaccharomycetes; Schizosaccharomycetales; Schizosaccharomycetaceae. Gene Ontology annotation, cellular component: cytoskeleton; dynactin complex; cell cortex. The transcript is spliced from 4 exons. The record is from RefSeq and is a predicted model, not a curated record. The coding region runs from base 140 to 1270 and encodes 376 amino acids.
GACGGUGAAACAAAGGAAUCAAUUCAUUUCCUUACCGCUCCUGCGGCUCCUCACUCUCUCUUCUUCCUCUCUCCCCUCACUCCUCAUCCGCUGGCGGAUUGAUUAGUAUAUUCUCUUCCUGCGGCUUCUUUCCUCUCACAUGACUCGACUCCUCAACCAACCCAUAUGCAUCGACAAUGGAACCGGUAUUCUCAAGGCCGGGUUUGCUAGCGAAGACGUCCCCCGCUGUCUGCUUCCCUCCGUAGUAGGACGGGUCAAGUAUACGAGAUGUAUGGCCGGAGCGGUGCCAGAUGACACGUUUAUCGGGUCGAAAGCGCAUGAAAUGCGCGGCCUAUUGAGGCUCACGUAUCCCAUGGAGCAUGGAAUGGUGCAGAGCUGGGACGACAUGGAACGAAUCUGGGCAUUCGUGUACGGAGAAAGUCUCCAAGUUUCGGCCGAAGAACACCCGGCACUACUGACUGAAGCACCUCUUAAUCCGAAACGCAACCGUGACCGGCUGGCGCAGGUAUUUUUUGAGAGUUUUAAUGUUCCUGCAUUGCAGGUUUCACUCCAGGCGGUGCUCUCGUUGUAUGCUUCGGGACGGACGACUGGCAUCGUUGUCGACUCUGGCGACGGCGUAACCCAUACAGUCCCCGUGUACGAGGGUUUCGCCAUAACGCCGAGCAUCCAACGCAUGGAUCUCGCCGGCCGAGAUGUCACAGAGUAUCUGCAAUUGCUGCUCCGCAAGGCAGGAUACUCCCUGACGACGAGCGCCGAAAAGGACGUGGUCCGGCAGAUGAAAGAACAGUGCUGCUAUCUCGUCAAGGAUUUUGCUGCUGAACAACGUGAAUGGUCGACUUUUCGUCAGCCGCUUGAAGAGUAUCGGCUACCAGACGGCCAAAUUGUUCGCCUCGGUAGUGAGCGAUUUCGGGCACCCGAAAUCCUCUUUCAGCCUGAGUUAGUCGGCUUAGAGAUGCCUGGCGUGCAUCGGCUUGUCCAGCAAUCACUCUUUCGUGCCGAUCUUGAUUUGAGAAGCUCUCUAGCCUCAAACAUCAUUCUGUCCGGAGGCUCUACCGUCACCACUGGUUUCGGCGACCGGCUCCUAAACGAGAUGCGCACCCUCAUGCCUUCGGGCACUCAUAUUAAAAUCUUCGCUCCUCCAGAACGCAAGUACAGCACUUGGAUUGGCGCUUCCAUCCUCGCCAGUCUCAGCAGCUUCCGCAACCUCUGGGUCUCUGCCGAGGAAUACGCCGAAGACCCCAAUAUCCUCCACCGCAAGGGCAUGCAAUAAGCUUUGCGGGGCGAUUCCAUGUGCUUGCUGCGGUGUAACUGAAUGGUGAAGUGAAACCUGGACGUUCCAUGACGAAACUCACGGGAUCAUCUUAAUGAACCCUUGAAGAAAUACCUCCACACGAAAGAGGACCCCUCCCCGCAAAACUUUAAGCAAACCUUAUAAAACAUAACCUUUCCCCACACCCGGGCCCCACAAACUCUUUCUUUUUUAUCCCAGAACGAACUGAUAUUUUUCUAACA